Messenger RNA from Photinus pyralis (common eastern firefly), 1893 nucleotides. Its product is annotated as N(G),N(G)-dimethylarginine dimethylaminohydrolase 1. Gene Ontology annotation, biological process: arginine metabolic process; positive regulation of nitric oxide biosynthetic process. The transcript has 5 exons. The coding region runs from base 170 to 997 and encodes 275 amino acids. Lineage: Eukaryota; Metazoa; Arthropoda; Insecta; Coleoptera; Lampyridae. Gene Ontology annotation, molecular function: dimethylargininase activity; amino acid binding. The record is from RefSeq and is a predicted model, not a curated record.
CCCUUCCGUUGCGUAAACAUCGCCAGACGGAGCGUGAAGAAUGAUCUGUGAGGACGACGGAAUGUCGCGAUCUUCCCCCUUAAAAAUACGGAAGUGGUAUAAUAGUCGACGAAACGGCUACAACGGCCAGUAGCAGUGGCACUCGCGCCGCGUUGCGUUCGUUACAAAAAUGGCGUCGUUAAGAUAUACGCAUGCCGUAGUGUGUAGACUGCCUCAGUCAUUUAAAUCGCACCACAACGAGGUCGACAUGGACGAGGCGAAAAAACAGCACGAAUCCUACGUGCGACUGUUGCGGGAGCUCGGCCUGGACGUCAUCGAACUGCCACCUGAUGAGGCUCUUCCCGAUUGUGUCUUCGUCGAGGAUACGGCGGUCGUUUGUAACGGGACCGCUUUGAUCACAAGACCGGGGUCGGAUCAGCGCGUCAAAGAGUUAAACAUAUUGCAGGUCGAAACGAUCCGCGUCGUUCUGAAGAAGGAGCUCGAUCUUCCAAUCAUUGAAAUGUCCGACCAGUCGGCGAAGUUAGACGGCGGAGACGUCUUAUUUACGGGGCGCGAAUUCUUCGUCGGCAUCUCGGAUUGGUCAAACGAGGCCGGCGCACGCGCCGUCGCCGCUUCGUUCCCCGAGUUUCCCUGUACACCGAUUAAGGUGUCGAAUAGGAAGCACCUCAAGUCUCUGAUCACGGUCGGAGGACCGGAUCUGCUGUGCGUCGGAUCGAGCAAGGAGGCGCAGGAGGUUCUGAAGCGGAUGGAGAGAGAGGCGACAUUUUCGUACCAAACGCUAACGUUACCUGAAGAUGAAGCGGCCAAUGUGCUGUUUUUAAAUGGAACUCUAAUCCACAAAAGUUUGGAGGAGAUACCGGAAUCCUUUAAGGUGUUCGCCGACAAGAUUGACUACCCGAGAAGAUCGAUGAAUUUCUCUCAGCUGUCAAAAGGUUCGAGUGGACUUACCUCAAGCUGUUUACUAGUGAAACGCCUACGGCACAUGCGCAAUCUGUAGUUUUAUAAGAACUUGACUUUACUAAGAACAUGAACAUGUUCGAACAGAACUGAUAGAAUGUGUAAUAUGCAAAUAACCAAAUGUUCAAUUUGACGCGACGUUUAUAUAUUUAUUUUUUAUAUAUUCUAUUACUUCUUUCCGUUACGCAUCUAAUGCUUUAUUAUACGAUGAACUCAUCAAAGUAGCUUAAAUCUAAUCAUGACAAUAUUUGAAAGUAGCGAGAGGUGGAGGAGGACUAUACAACUGUUGAAGUUUGCUUUUAACGCAUCAAAUGUACAAAGAAGAUAUCUAAUAUUUUGACAUUAAAUGUUUCGUUCCAUCGCCAGAAGGCGGGACCAAAUUAAGUAUUUGUAAUUAGUUUUAGUCGUAGGCGCGCGUUCUUAGUACGCACGCGCGAUUGUUCCAAUUGAUAACGCCACAAAGUUUUUUGUUUUGAAACAAAAUGUGAUCACCCUGAAUGUCGAUGUUCAUUCCACCUUGCACCUUUACUUUCCUACGAGGGGUGCACCACUUUGGUGCAACUGCAGCGAAUGCGAAAUAUUUGGUCAUGUGUUUCGAAAAUGCCAUAAGCUUCCGAGCAUUUCCGAAGAGAAAAUUUUGGAUAGGUUGAAUAAUGUAGAAAUGUGGAGUGUUUUAGAAAUUUUGGAAACAUUCAGCAAAUUAUGUAAACGUCUAGAAAUGGAAAAACAGAACACAAUGAGAUGAGUGAUGGACCCCUCACACUAAAUGUUGAAUGUGAUUCGAUGCUUUUAAGUUUUAUUAUGACGCAAGAGAUUUUUCAGGGAACCUUAAUUGUUAAGCGUAAUUUUAAAAAUAGCUUUAAAAAUGUGAAAACUGUUGUGAUUUGUAUCUCUGUUAACUUUAAAAACAAUAAAUCGAUGUCUAUGUGAAACUAA